AUGGACUCUGGAGCAGCUUUGCUAAGGCUUCUGAGCUUUUGGAUCUCAGGGCUGGGGAUGAACCUGUGGCCUUCGAGAGUGAGCUUGGUGGACAACGACUUCUACGAGCUCAAGCUCCAGGACAACACGGACCCUGCAGAUCUGCUUAGUAUGUACAGCAAUAUUUCCAGUGACGAGCCAAGUGUGCAAAGUAUGCGUGCGGGAGAGCAGAAUGGACUCUUUGCAGUUUCUGGCGCGCUUCGCCUGGCUCAUGGUGCACUCAAAGUCUUUACCUGGCUGACCGAUGCGAAGGAGAGCGAAAAGGUGUUCUCCGAGCACGUGCAGUCUUGCAACUCGCGCAGGCUUCUGGCCGAGAGAGGCAACCAGAAAUUGGUCGAGGUCAGCAAAACCGGUCGCUGGCGACUCUUGGGCAUUCCCUUCUCUUUC
Messenger RNA from Symbiodinium necroappetens, 426 nucleotides. The record is from the annotation of a GenBank genome assembly. NCBI's taxonomy places the organism in Eukaryota, Dinophyceae, Suessiales, Symbiodiniaceae.